Molecule: messenger RNA, 2037 nt
Organism: Thermochaetoides thermophila DSM 1495
Lineage: Eukaryota; Fungi; Ascomycota; Sordariomycetes; Sordariales; Chaetomiaceae
Product: putative rDNA silencing protein
Exons: 1
Coding region: 1-2037 (678 amino acids)
Molecular function (GO): protein binding
Source: RefSeq, a predicted model, not a curated record
AUGCCACCAAAUCCCCUCUCUUCGUCUAGUCCUCCCUCCAAUGCGACCAAUCCCGCCAUCUCGGCCGCUCUGCAAGGUGCUACCCUUGCCUUUCAGAACCGCCAGAGGCCUACAUCGUGGGCACCGAUCUCGACUUCUCCAAUCACUGUUGUUGCUCCCAAUGCUUCCGUCACCCCUGUUCCCGUGAAGCCAAUCGCAGGGCAAAAGCUGGCACAGAAGCCUAAGCCCGCAGGAGUGGCGGGAACGACUCCUGGAGCAGCCGUUGAGAGAACUGGAAGUGGGAAGAAGAAUGCCCUGGAUGGCUCUGCUCUGUUAGCCGCAACCCAGGCAGUGCAUACGUCCUCUGCGUCACAAUCUGUAGCUCUGCCCACCAGGCCGAACUCCUGUGCAGGAUGGAGCGCCCUGGCCACAGGUGAUGUCGGGCCACAUGUGCCCGAGAGGAGUAGCGAUGUCGUGAAAGCUCAGGACGGAUCUGAUUCCGUCAGGAGUCCUGGUGCGUCUGUCUCCAGAAUCAGCGGUCCUGAUGGCGUUAAGCAGUCAGCAUUGCUCGCUGCGACCUUGGCUGUAAGCAGGUCGCCGUCACCUGUCCGUGCCACCAGUCCUCAGCCCAGUGUGCCCAGCAGCAUAACGGCGGCGUUUUCAACGAGGGGGCAGGACGGUGACAGCGUCGCAUCAACUAUGGGAGCAAUGGAUGCUGCUGUGGGUGAUUGCAUUGCAGACAGAACUGCGCUCGAUACGACUUCCAUCUUGCCUACGACUACGCUGGUGUCAUUGUUUGAGGUCAAGCAAAACAGCACGCUACCUGCAAAUAUAAGCCAAUCUCCCUCAACAGAUACACGUAACUCGACCAAGCUGAAGCUUGUGAAUACGCCACGGAUCCCACCUCCUGUUCCGCGAACAUCAAGGACAUCCACAAUGCUGCCGGAAGAAGUUGGUUGCCAAGCCAAGGUAACCUCUGAGGACAACUUCCCACAUGCUUUCAAUCUCGCUGUUGGGGACAGCGAAGACGGUCCCAACGAAAACAUCCUAGAUCUGGACGCCUCACUGUCUCCCCCAAUGGCGGCUGCAAGGCUCAACGACUCCCAGCGUCCGGCUGCCGGAGUUGUCCAGAACCCCCCAUAUCUGGUGUCUUCCCCAACCCAAGCAGUCCCCGAGCAAGCUCAAGAACCCUCGGCAGAAAGAGUCCCGCGUCCAGCGCGGUUGGAAACCCGCGAGCUCAUAUCCAAGGCGAGACCCACCCAGCUGUUCCCGGCGUCCACUGGCGGUCCCUUCAGGCAGACACUUCAUACCAUUGACCAUCAUCACCUUCCACUCCGCCCUCAACGUACCGCCGACAGUCUGCGGGCCGAGACGACAGGUGGCAGCCGGUCUCCCAACCGCCAGCAGCUGCAACGCACUGGCCUGCUUCCGACACUUCGCAGGCCAGAGUGCUCGGACUCCUCCGAUGAGGAUUCGCGCCUGCGCCGUGCCCGGGACCGGCUAACACGCAGCAAUCGCCGCCACGCACAUCACGAGGGAUCGCGGCGACGCUGGCAAGACGAGAUCACUCCUGAGCAGCGCCGUCGCUACGAGGCGGUCUGGGCAAGCAACCGCGGAUACUUCCUGCGGAAGGGGUGGGCGUUCCAACACAUAGACAACAUACCCCCCGAUCUUGUCGCGCGUGUUCUUGCUCAGGAAGAGGACGACGAGGACACUGCGCAGAAUGGCGCGCCACAUACAAGACUCUGGGGCGCUAAUCGGGUUACGGCCCGAGAGGAGGCGAUCACACAAGCUCAGAUUGAGGCUAGUCGGGCGCCCGAAGGCACCUUGGAAUCGCAGAUGGUUGCCAAUGUCGUCGUCCGUGAGCUGUGGAACCGAUCGCAGCUGCCUAGGGAAGAGCUUGCUGAAGUGUGGGACCUCGUGGAUCGCAGCCGGAGCGGCGCUUUGGCGAGGGAUGAGUUUGUUGUGGGCAUGUGGCUGAUUGACCAGCGGUUGAGGGGCAGAAAAAUCCCGGCGAGGGUGAGCGACAGUGUGUGGGACAGCGCGAGGAGACUCUGA